AUGCAACUUGGCAGCGGAACUCCGGCGGACGGCCGUCAAGCUCUGGCGGUCAAGACUCCGGCCGAUGCCAAGACCGCCAAUCCACCAACUCUGGCGCUGUCGACGAAUCCCACUCCGCCCUUGACACCUGUUCUCGCCGACGAUGGCGAUGCCUCGCCCAUCGCUUUCGCUGGGCUCCAGGCGUCCAGGCCUGACCUCUCGUCUGCUCUCGCCAGCCCGUCUGCGAGCCUGGCUGAUGUUCCAGCCAUUGCCACUCCCCGUGAGUUUGAACAUGACCUGGAGAUACGCCGCGAUUCUCGUGGCCAGACGGUUGAAUUCGGCCACGGCGCAUGGAGCGUUGUGUACAGCGCCGUGUGCCCGGAAGCUGCGCCAGCGUCCCCCGUGGGAAGUGAGUCGCCAGCCACGACCAACAUGUCCGAUCGCGUCUUCGCGGUCAAAACGCCGCUGCGGCGCGAUGCGCAUCACAUACUGAAGGCGGAAGCCCUCCUGUUAACUCGCCUAUCGAGGAUACCCGGCCAGGAGGACCAUCUGGUCCCCUUCCACGGCUAUGUCUCAGCGUCUCAUUCGUUGGUGAUGGAUGCGUUGCCGCUGACUCUUGCGAACUACAUCACCUCACAGGCUGCCGCCACCCGAGAGAACUUCUCCACGAGCACCAUGUUCGACCCCGUUCUCGGCAUGUCGAAGUGGCUGGGACUAUCCGAGCGUCUCGUCAAGGGACUCGCCUGGCUGCACGACACCGCCCAAGUCGUCCAUGGAGACAUAAAGCCACAGAACAUCCUGCUACGACCGCACAAUCCAGCGCAUGAAGAGGCUCUGCCCCACGACCUGGUCUAUGUCGACUUUACCUCGUCACACGACUUGUCUUCGUCGACUGCCGGUUCGAACAGCCACGGGCUCGGUCUGUCGGCCCUGACUCCUCCCUUCGCGGCCCCUGAGCUGCUCACGAUCUCGGCCCUGACGUCAUCAACCCUUGCUCCGUCGAAAGCAUCAGACACGUUCUCUCUUGCCGUGACGCUACUGACAGCCGUCACCGGCGACUUGCAACUCUACCCCGGUGCAGGCAGCAUGCAGUGCCUGGCCAUGUCGCGGGACGGGCACCGUGUGCUUGACUUCGUGCGGAGCGGCGUCAAUUGCUCGAGAGUACCCAGAAAAGGGACGGUCGAGCGCCUAUUGUCUCCGGCCGUCGUGAAAGAUCCGGACAGCAGGAUUCACCCUGCUGCGUGGUUCGAUUUGAUUAAAUCUGAAGCGAAGACCUUGCUGUCAGCGGCGUCAUCGUGA
Coccidioides immitis RS is the source of this 1278-nucleotide messenger RNA. RefSeq names its product serine/threonine protein kinase. The coding region runs from base 1 to 1278 and encodes 425 amino acids. Lineage: Eukaryota; Fungi; Ascomycota; Eurotiomycetes; Onygenales; Onygenaceae. Gene Ontology annotation, molecular function: ATP binding; protein kinase activity. The transcript has a single exon. The record is from RefSeq and is a predicted model, not a curated record. Gene Ontology annotation, biological process: protein phosphorylation.